AUGGCGUCGACGACAGGCUCGUUCACCUUUAUUGGCGCCCUUCUUGCCGUCUGGGCUCUCAGAAAGCUAGUGGGUUCGAUUGUGUCCAGAAAUAAACGGGCGCCUUAUCCACCGGGGCCUAAACCAAAGCCAAUCAUCGGCAACUUGCUUGAUUUUCCAAUGGAAUAUAGCGCUCGGGUGUACGCCAAGUGGGGAGAAGAGUAUAACAGUCCUAUCGUACACGCUGAAUCUCUAGGAAAUCAUGUUACUGUUUUGAAUAAACGAGAGGAUGCAGAAGAAUUGCUUGAGCAACGGGCAAAGGUGUACUCCGAUAGGGUCACCAUGCCUAUCUUUAAUUUAUUAGGAUGGGAGUACAACGUUGCUCUAAUGCCGUACGGGGAUGAAUGGAGACAGCAUAGACGGGUUUGCCAACAGAAUUUCAACCCGCACGCUGCGCAGAGAUACGAAACGAUCCAGCUGGAUAAAAUUCGACGCUUCCUCAAAGGUCUUCUUGAAACGCCAGAGGAUUAUGCAAACCACAGUAAACAGUUCUCGAUCGGUGUACCUAUGGCUAUGAUGUAUGGGUAUGACAUAAAGUCUGUCCACGAUCCUGUCAUUGAGGUAGCAGAGGAGGGAAAUAUCCUUGCGGCAACACUAAUCGUGCCCGGCGGGAGUCUCAUUAAUGCAGUGAAAGUAAAGCAGUUGACUGAAGAGAUGAUGAGGAUACCAACGGACUUUGUCCAGAAGAGUAUUGCAGACGGAACGGCCACUUCUUCCCUUGUGACAGAUUUCUAUGAGAAGAAAUACGCUGUUGGAUCCACAAAAGAGGAAGAAGAUAUCGUCCAAAAUAUUGCGUACACAGUUUAUGGAGGCGGGUAUAUUGUUGGCUCUCGAGGCGCUUCCGAUACCACAAUCUCAUCUACCGGGACUUUCUUCUACAAUAUGCUUAUGAACCCUGGUGUCCAAAAGAAGGCUCAGGCUGAGCUUGAUCGCGUCCUUGGCUCGAAGCGCUUGCCAACAUUGGAAGAUCGCAAGUCCCUUCCAUAUAUCGAAGCGAUAUACAGGGAGGUGCUUCGAAUUAGGCCACCAUUACCGAUCUGCCUCCCGCAUCGCUCUACUGAGGACGAUAUUUACAAAGGCUACUUUAUACCUAAAGGCAGUGCUGUCAUUCCCAACGUCUGGGCGAUGACUCAUGACGAAAGCGUAUAUGAAGAACCUUUCAAAUUCAAACCAGAAAGAUUCUUCAACGCAGAUGGUAGUCUAAACAACGACGACAGAAUACUUGCGUACGGCUUUGGGCGCAGAGUUUGCGUAGGCAAACACGUCGCGAGUAAUUCCAUGUGGCUUCUGAUUGCUUCGAUCCUCGCGUGCUUCUCAAUAGAGCCAGCGCGAGACAAGGACGGGAAGGAAAUCGAGAUCAACCACGAAUAUUCCGAGUCUGGGUUUAUGAGUCGCAAGCUCGAAUUCCAAUGUUCAUUCGUUGUCCGGUCACCCGAUAUUGAAAAGGUGAUUUUGGAUCCAAACGAGUGA
Psilocybe cubensis is the source of this 1509-nucleotide messenger RNA. RefSeq lists its product as uncharacterized. The coding region runs from base 1 to 1509 and encodes 502 amino acids. Gene Ontology annotation, molecular function: iron ion binding; heme binding; monooxygenase activity. The record is from RefSeq and is a predicted model, not a curated record. The transcript is spliced from 13 exons. Lineage: Eukaryota; Fungi; Basidiomycota; Agaricomycetes; Agaricales; Agrocybaceae.